Messenger RNA from Hordeum vulgare subsp. vulgare (domesticated barley), 1212 nucleotides. RefSeq names its product sarcoplasmic reticulum histidine-rich calcium-binding protein-like. Bases 55 to 954 code for a protein of 299 amino acids. NCBI's taxonomy places the organism in Eukaryota, Viridiplantae, Streptophyta, Magnoliopsida, Poales, Poaceae. The transcript has a single exon. The record is from RefSeq and is a predicted model, not a curated record.
GCCCCGCUCCGCUCCUGUCUCACUCCAGCUCACUGACCUGCUGUGCCUGCUACAAUGGCUCGGCUCGCCACCCUCGCCGUGCUCCUCCUCUCCCUCCUGGCCGUCGCUAGCUGCCGCGUCCUUGAGACCACCUCCGACGACCAGGGCCUACCCAACGCCGUCCUCCUCACCCAAGAUGAUCAGUCCGAUGCCGCUGCUGACGUGACCCUUCCGGCUCUGCCCACCCCGGCCCGCGAAAAUAUCGUGCUGAGCCAUGGUGCACCCACUCCUAUGCUCCGGCUCCCCUCCCACCGCUCCACCUGCCGCCUCCACCGUCACCUCUGGUGGACGCGCCACCACGGCCUCGCCCGCGUCCAUCCCGCCGUCGACGUCGUGCCCGCCGAGCUUGCCCGCGGCGAAGACCAGGAGCCCAGGGAGGCGGUCGCGGAGCCGGACCCCGACUCACGCCCGGACACCGACGCUGAGCAGAAGCCGCUUCAUGGCGAGGAGGACGAGGAGGAGGAGGCAGCGAAGGCGUGGAAGGCGGAGAUGCUGAGGAGGUUCCGCCACGGCAUCCGCUUCCACCACCGCCACCAUGAGCAGGACGUGGAGGAGCACGACGACCACGAGCAGGACAAGGAUGAAGGCACGAACAUGGACCUGCUCGCACGCUUCCACCACCACCACCAUCUUCGCCACCACCACAAGCAGGACGCGGAGGACGAGGAGGACGGCCACCGGCAGGACAAGGACGAAGGCCUGAAGACGAAGCUGUUCCGACGUUUCCACCACCACCACCACGCGCAUGACAGCGAGAACGAGGUCGACGAGGUGGAAGAACUGGCUAGGAAGCUGGGCGAGGCGAUCGUGAGAAGGAGCUUCAGCCAUGGCGGCCGCCACCACCAUCACCACCACCACCACGGGGCGGAGGGCGGGGUGAGGAACUGGUUCAAGGGCCUCCUGAACCGAUUCUAGAUCGACGUACGUACCGCCGGCCGGCGCCUGGUUGGUUUACUCUGGUUAUUAAUCUGUUGUGUGCGAUGCGUGACGUGCAGCGCUUUGCCAUUUCCUACCUUUAUUUUUGCUUCGUAUUCCACAUUAUAUUUACCACUUGGGUUUAUGUGUUAGUUUAUUUGUGAGGGUUGGGAGAUUAUACGGGCAGCUGUGUUUUUCUAAUAACUUUGUCUUGUUAUCGCUCGUGGUUCGUAUUAAAACUGGGCCAUCUCUGUUUUC